GCGCAGCCAGCAAAAGCCAGCGACCGCAGGCUGGGGAUCACCUGACUGGAUUCUAGCACUUUCCAAAACAGGCAACCAAAACGACGACUUGACGACCUAGAAGAUUACAACAAUAAUAAUAAUAAUAAUAAUAAUAAUAAUAAUAGGGGUAACAAUGCGCGUCUCGGCGCGUAGUUGAACGGCUGCGUUAAGGUGCGCGUUUACAGCAAGGGAAAGACAUCAUUUGGUGCGGAGAAAAUGGACCUUUGGGGGUUUUUUCUGCUCCACCUCACAACUUCAGCUCUGUUUGAGGUCAUACUGGCCGGCAAAGACUGCUUGAUGGCCGGAGACUCCUGUUCGAGCGACGACACCUGCAGUCCGCGCCUUCGCACUCUGCGCCAGUGCGUAGCUGGCAAUGGCAGUAUGAAGCUGGGCCCUGGCGCCAGGAGCCAGUGCGCCAAUGCAGUGUCAGCCCUGCUGGCGAGCCCUCUGCAUGGCUGCCAGUGCAAAAGGGGCAUGAAAAAGGAGAAGAACUGCCUAAGCAUCUACUGGAGCCUUCACCAGUCCAUCAUUCAUGGCCUCAACUUGGUGGAGAGUUAUCCCUAUGAGACGGUGCAGAGGGAUUACGACUACGUCCGCUUGGCCUCCAUCACAGCAGACUCAGAUGUCGGCAUGUCAACGGUGAACCGCUGUCUCGACGCAGCCAAGGCUUGCAACGUGGACGACCUGUGCCAGAAGUUCCGCACAGAUUACGUCUCGGCCUGCAUCAGACCCACAGCUAAAUCCGGUCUGUGCAACCGGGCCAAAUGCAACAAGGCCCUGCGCAGGUUCUUUGACCGCGUCCCGGCGGACUACACCCACGAGCUGCUCUUUUGCCCCUGCACGGACACGGCCUGCGCGGAACGACGACGGCAAACCGUCGUGCCCAGCUGCUCAUAUGAAAGCGCGGAGAAGCCCAGCUGUGUUACGCAGAGGAGGAUCUGUGAGGCUGACUAUGUGUGCAGGUCUCGCCUGGCACAGUUUCAGUACGACUGCGAGCCCUCUGAAGAGUCCGCCAGCGGUUGCAAGCAAAGAAACUACGGAGCCUGCCUCCUCGCCUACACGGGCCUCAUCGGAAGUACCAUAACACCCAACUACAUCGACAACGCCACAUCCAGCGUGGCGCCAUUUUGCUCCUGCGUGGCCAGCGGCAACCAGAGGCAAGAAUGCGACGACUUCGUGGGCUACUUCACACACAACAUCUGUCUCAAGAACGCCCUCCAGGUGUUUGGAAGUCAAUCUGACCGGCGGCCUACACCGGGCCCAUCCGGUGCAACAAGCAGAGAAAGCCGGAGCACAACUUCCCCACCCAAAACCAUAGUAACCAUGCGGAACAUUCUGGACACCAAAAUACCCACGCAGGCCUUAGGAAAUGAACUCCUGGUAGCCCAGUCUACCUUGCCGUCCAACGGCCUUCCGAAUUCGGCGUGCCCUCUCCAGCUCCUGCCUCCGGCGGCCGUCAGCCUUCUGUUGUUUCGCUUGCUCGACGGCGGACACUAAAGACCGCGAGGGUGCAACCCCCCCCUCGGAAUGGAGGCAGUUCGCGGACCGUGCAGCUACUCCGUCCCUCAUGAAAAUGUACAGUGAUUCUAUUUUUGUGUCUAGGUAGCGGAACGGACGCUUAACUCCGAAGAGAAUACAUUUGUGCACAGUUGAUGCCAAAAAGGAGCGUGAGCGAGCUCUGGGCUACUGUGCGUUUUCCAGUCAACGUGAACCUAUAACACAGCUGUGUCCGUGUGUGUGUGUGUGUGUGUGUGUGUGUGUGUGUGUGUGUGUGUGUGUGUGUGUGUGUGUGUGUGUGUGUGUGUGAGAUACAAUGAUGUGAAGUAUGUGAGUAGCUGAGGGCAUCAACAGGAGCUCUUGUGUGGAACAUUGUGAGUCAGUGUUUAGAGAGCAUGGGGCUUUAAUAGCACUCUCCUCAAGUGACUGCAAGAGGACCAUUAUUUCGGAUCGAUACGGGGGUAAAGGGGUUGCGGCAAGACAAUAGAGCAACAUUUUACUCGAGACGCUGCGGACAGAUGCUCGGAUUCCUCAUUGUCCUGCAGCGCUAUCUGGGAGAGAGUGCAUAAGACAAACCUCGACGUCGUGAUCACGCUUUCCAUCAGGACCCAUGGCGUUUGUCCAACCCCUCGCUGUAAUUGUUAGCGCUUAAGCUACAGUAUAAAACAAAUUGACGUUCUUAAAAGUGCACCCCCCCACCCCAAAAAAAAAAAGACAAUUUACCCUGGAAAUAAAAGGCAGAGUCUGGUGUGGAUGAACUUGACUGGCCUGCACAGAGUCCUGACCUGAACCCGAUAGAACACCUUUGAAUGAAUUAGAACGGAGACUGAGAGCCAGGCCUUCUCGACCAACAUCAGUGUGUGACCUCGCCAAUGCGCUUUUGUAAGAGUGGUGGAAAAUUCCUAUGAACACACUCCGCAACCUUGUGGACAGCCUUCCCAGAAGAGUUGAAGCUGUAAUAGCUGCAAAAGGUGGACCGACAUCAUAUUGAACCCUAUGGGUUAGGAAUGGGAUGGCACUUCAAGUUCAUAUGUCAGUCAAGGCAGGUGUAAAUAGUAUAAUUUGUCUAUUAAAUUGUGAUAAGUACACCUCUGCAUAACAUUGU
Messenger RNA from Entelurus aequoreus (snake pipefish), 2623 nucleotides. RefSeq names its product GDNF family receptor alpha 4b (gene gfra4b). Lineage: Eukaryota; Metazoa; Chordata; Actinopteri; Syngnathiformes; Syngnathidae. Gene Ontology annotation, cellular component: signaling receptor complex; external side of plasma membrane. The transcript is spliced from 8 exons. The coding region runs from base 238 to 1518 and encodes 426 amino acids. Gene Ontology annotation, biological process: nervous system development. Gene Ontology annotation, molecular function: signaling receptor activity. The record is from RefSeq and is a predicted model, not a curated record.